UCCCACGAUGGGCUUCAGCGUGGGAGAAAUUCAUGAAGAGGAUGCGGAGAAGGAGAAGGGUGCAGGGGCGAACGCUACUCGCCGAAGGAGGAGGAGCUCUGUGCUGUCCAAGAAGGGCACUGUCUCGUCCAGGCCAGGGUCCUCAGCAUCCAAUGGCGAGGAGGAAUCGCCGAAGCUAGGCAUGCUGGCUGCGGCUUCCUCCGUUGGUGGGGAGGGGCUCAACACCUUCACGUACCACGACGACAGGUACGAUGGAGAGAGGCAGGAAGCCGUCAUCCAGAAGUUGAGCGAGCAGGUUCAGCAGCUGAGCGACCUGAAGGAAGAAUUCCCGGACGACCCCGUCUUUAUCCCUCCCACAGAGCAAAGCCUGUCCAAGUACGAGAUCCUGUCGAACAGGAGCAGAGAUCUGUCAAUGUGGUGCUUCCGCGAAGAAGUUCCGCAAGAUCUCAUGUUUCAGAAGGACGAUCUUGGAAACAUCCUGUACAGAUACGACGGUGAGUACCUCCAGGACAAGGAUGGGACCAAAUACCACCACGGGCACGCGACUGUUCGAUUCAGGAACGGAAUUCAGUUCGUGGGCAGGUUCCACAUGGGGCAUCCAGAGGGGAAGGCCACAAUCUCGUUCCCCUCCUCCAGCACGUACGAGGGGGUGGUCGUGCAAGGCAGUGCGCAUGGGGAAGGGAAGUUCGUGUGGUCCGCUCCUGCCGAUUGGCCUCCGGACAAGAAAUUCCGCAAGGAGUACUCCGGCUGGUUCGAUCGCGGAUCGCUGACGAGCAAGGGGAAGAAAUCGCUUUACGUCCUCAACAAGGACAUCUACCAGGGGGAGUUUGAAGACGGCCGUGCGCACGGGAAAGGAACAUUCCUGUGGGAGGAUGGGCGAUACUUCAUCGGGGAGUUCGUCAACGGCAAGGUGUAUCCCGACGGGAAGGAGCAGCAAGGUCGGUUCGAGCCUUGCACAGCAUACUGGUAG
Molecule: messenger RNA, 970 nt
Organism: Guillardia theta CCMP2712
Lineage: Eukaryota; Cryptophyceae; Pyrenomonadales; Geminigeraceae
Exons: 15
Coding region: 8-970 (320 amino acids)
Source: RefSeq, a predicted model, not a curated record